This is a messenger RNA of Tuber melanosporum (Perigord truffle), 4356 nucleotides long. RefSeq lists its product as uncharacterized. The record is from RefSeq and is a predicted model, not a curated record. The transcript has 13 exons. Gene Ontology annotation, cellular component: alpha DNA polymerase:primase complex. Gene Ontology annotation, molecular function: single-stranded DNA binding; chromatin binding; pyrimidine nucleotide binding. Lineage: Eukaryota; Fungi; Ascomycota; Pezizomycetes; Pezizales; Tuberaceae. Gene Ontology annotation, biological process: leading strand elongation; DNA replication; lagging strand elongation. Bases 1 to 4356 code for a protein of 1451 amino acids.
AUGGAAAGAUCACGUCGGGCUGGUGCAAAGAAAACCCCUCACGAGGGAUUCAAAGAGCUUCGUGAGCUUAAAGCUUCCGGGAAGACGCGUUUGUCUGGGUACAAGGUCGAGGAAGAGGAGGACUUUUAUGAUCUAGUGGACGAGGAGGAAUACAAGAAGGUUGUGCGUCAGCGUCUUGACCAAGAUGAUUUUGUGGUAGAUGACCAGGGGGAAGGCUACGCAGACAAUGGGAUGGAUGACUGGGAUGACGAUCAUCGCCGGGAGGGAAGUUGGGAGGAGAGUGAAGAUGAGAGGUCAAAGAAGGGGGGAAGGUCGGCGAAAGCCAGAAAGGCGGAGGAGCAGAAACGGAAGGGAGAGCAAGAGGGGAAUAUCCGAAAAUUCUUCAAUUCGAAUACCGCACCCACCGCCAAACCGAAGCCCAAGGUGAAAGAAGAAAAUCUCAACUUUUUGAACGACCUUCUAGGGGAAUUCGAUAACGACUCUCCGGCGGAGCCGAUAUCGUUGAUGAGUAAAAGGCCUAGAGGCGACCCUGUGGCAAAAGUACGCCGGCUUUCACCUCCCCUGAAGGACUCAAAACCCACCAGGAUGGACCAAAUUAGUCAAGCCGGAGGGGAGGGCGAGAAACCGAGUUUUGCAGGCUCUUCACUUUCCAAUGCCGGAAAUGCUGAUAAUGAUGACCAAGACUAUGGUUCUUUUGAUGAAGAUGUAGAUAUGGGCGACGCCCCGGUAGUACCAUCUUCUCCAAUCGCGGAUGCCGUCAAGAGGAAGCGCUCGAAAGAUGAGGACGAAGAUGAUGAAGAUCUUUCUGUUGCGCGGAUUCAAGGUAGCAAAUCUAUCAAGGUGGAAGCUGUCAACAUCAUUGCUUCGAGGCCGGCACUCAAGAGUCAAACUGUGAAACAAGAGGCAGUUGUACCCAACAAACCAGUCGCAGCGAUUGAUCCUACAACCUGGGCAUCGUUUGCCGGAGGGGACAAUGUCACGAGCUCUCCUGCUUUAGAUGGUUCUGACCUUGAAAAGCUGGGGCCCGAGGACGUUGAGGAAGAUGGGUUCAUUAAAAUGUUCUGGUUAGACUAUACUGAGGUUCAUGGGAGCCUUUGUCUUUUUGGGAAAGUUCAAGACAAAAAGUCGGGGAAGUAUGUCAGUGCAUUCCUAAAAAUUGAUGGAAUACUCAGAAAUCUAUACUUUUUGCCAAGGGAAACAAGAUACAAGAAUAAAUUGGACACUGGUGAGAUCGUAGCAAUGCAAGAUGUCCAUGAUGAGAUCGCAGAAAUCAUGGAACACCAUGGAAUCAAUUUUUUUAAGGCUAAGCCAUCAUGGAGAAGGUAUGCGUUUGAACUUCCCGGUAUUCCUAAAGGAAGCGAUUACUUGAAGGUUCUAUAUCCAUAUACCAAGCCACCCUUUUCCCAUGAGCUUACAGGGCAGACAUUCUCUUGCGUUUUUGGAACAAGCACAGCUCUCUUCGAGCAAUUCGUGUUAUGUAGAAACAUUAUGGGCCCUUGUUGGUUGAAAAUCGAGGGGGCCAAUUUCACUGCAGUGGAGAAUUCAUCGUGGUGUAAAUUAGAGAUCCAAGUCGCCGAACCGCAACAGGUUACUACUAUCGGUGAUGCGGAUUCAUUGGAACCUCCUCCUUUGACAUUGAUGAGUAUUGCAUUACGCACACACAUGAAUGUCAAGGAUAACAAGCAAGAAAUUCUUGCUGUGAGUUGCAGGAUAUACGAGAAUAUCUCACUAAAUGAUGCAAAUGCGCCGGAGAAGCUCUCAUGUCAAAUGUUUUCCGUGGUUAGACCGAUUGAUCCAGUGUACCCAGCUGACUUUGAAAAGCUUGUUCAAAAUCACAAAGGCACUAUCAGCCCCCAGAGAACUGAGAGCAUGCUUUUGACCACAUUCCUCUCCAAGCUUCACCAAAUAGAUCCCGAUGUUCUGAUCGGACAUCAGUUAGAGGGUGUUGACUAUGGGAUCUUGCUGCAUAGAAUGAAAGAACGCAUGACUACUAAUUGGCACCGACUCGGACGGAUGAAGCGAAGUGCAUGGCCCCAGUACGGCGGCCGAAUGGCAGGAAGCUUCUUUGCUGAGAGACACCUUGUCUCUGGCAGACUUAUUUGUGAUCUUGCCAACGAUCUUGGAAAGUCCCUUACGACGCAAUGCCAAUCCUGGAGUCUCACGGAAAUGUGUGACUUGAUAUUGGGGGAUAAACGGCAGGACCUCGAUAAUGCUGAAGCUUUGAGGACGUGGGCAACCACUGGUAGAGGUUUGCUCGAUUACGUAAAGCAUUGCGAGGCCGAUACAUAUUUCAUCGCGGCCAUUGCACUCAAGAUCCAGAUAGUACCUCUUGCCAAACAGCUCACCAAUCUUGCUGGUAAUUCAUGGGCCAGAACUAUGAGCGGUACGAGAGCUGAACGCAAUGAGUACAUUUUGCUUCAUGAAUUUUACCGCAAUAAGUAUAUUUGUCCUGACAAGGUGUACGGCAAGGGUAAUACCACUCAGAAAGCGGACGGAGCUGGGAAUGAGGGGGAAAAUGAAGGUGGCGGGGUCAAGAAGAAAGAGAAGUAUAAGGGUGGCUUAGUCUUUGAACCGGAGAAAGGCCUCUACGACAAAUUCAUUCUUGUCAUGGACUUCAACUCCCUAUACCCCAGUAUCAUCCAGGAGUUUAACAUCUGUUUUACGACAGUCAAGCGGGAUGAUUCGGGUGAAGAGAAAGUCCCUGAUGUGCCUGAAACACAGGUGUUAGGGAUAUUGCCUAGACUUAUCUCAACACUUGUCCAACGUAGAAGGAUCGUCAAGAAUCUCAUGAAAGACAAGACAGCCACCGAUGUUCAAAAAUCACAGUGGGACAUCAAACAACAAGCUCUGAAGCUUACAGCGAACUCUAUGUACGGAUGUCUUGGAUACCCCCGUUCCAGGUUCUACGCUCGUCCCCUAGCAAUGCUUACAACCCAUAAAGGACGUGAGAUCUUGAGGAGCACUAAAGAACUUGCGGAGGCUAUCGAUCUGCAGGUCAUAUAUGGUGACACCGACUCGGUCAUGAUUAAUACUGGCGUGGACAACUAUGCCGACGCAAUCAAAAUUGGGACUGAUUUCAAGAGAAAAGUUAAUGAGCAAUACAAACUCCUUGAGAUUGACAUCGACAAUGUGUUCCAGCGGCUACUGUUGCAUGCAAAGAAGAAAUACGCGGCAAUAAAUUAUGUCGAGAUUAACGGAAAAUUAGCUACGAAGUUGGAGCUAUCGAAAGACGCCUCGUCGCACAUAUUGGCCGAAAUUUUCUCGGGGGAUGACACCGAGGUUGUUGUAGAGAGGAUCCAUGAAUACCUCCGUGGCCUAGCUGAGAAGGUUCGAGAGAAUGCGUUUCCCUUGAUGAAAUAUAUUAUAUAUACCAAACUCGGAAAAAGCCUCGACGAGUAUGGUACUAGCUUGCAAACUAUGCCCCAGGUCCAAGUGGCUUUGCGGAAGAAUGCCCGCGGGGAGCCCGUAAAAAGUGGCGACGUUGUUUCAUAUGUCAUUACGGGUGGUGAAGGGAGUGAAGCACCAGACAAGAAUGUUUCCGACCGAGCUUACGCACCCCAAGACAUCAUGAAGACUGAUUCCGGCUUGAAGCCUGUAGAUGCGGAAUGGUAUCUUAUCAAACAGAUAUUUCCACCUAUUGAACGUCUUUGUGGGCCCAUCGAAGGAACGGAUGCCAUGAGGCUGGCAGAGUGCCUUGGGCUUGAUACACGCAAAUACCAGAUUACCAAUGCCCCGGAUCAAGAAGACCGCACCAUACAUCCCUUGGAAUCCACCCUUCCGGAUGAGGAGAGGUUCAAGGAUGCUGUUAGACUCCAACUUCAAUGCCGGGCUUGUGGAGAAUCAUUCCAAUUUGAAGGACUAAUUUUGUCCUAUGAGUGCUGCUCUCAUGAAGGAAUCGUUUGCAGAAACGCGUCUUGCAAUAAAGUAUUAAGCGUCCCGUCGAUUGUGGCACAGGUUGAGUGCCAAAUUCGCCAACUGACAUCAAAAUAUUAUGAAGCCUGGCUGGUUUGCGAUGAUGCCGCCUGUGGAAACAGAACACGGCAAAUGAACGUCUAUGGGAAACGUUGUCUUGGGCCAAACAGACUUGCAGAUGAGUGUAGGGGUGUCAUGGGAUAUGAGUACACAGAUAAAAUGUUGUACACCCAACUCUUAUAUUUCUCCAGCCUUUUCAACGUUGGGAAGGCAACAGCAAAACCGAAAGAUGGUUCAGAGAAGCAAGAGACCAUCACGGCAUUAGCUCGAACGAACCAACCGAGGUUUGAAGUGAUCUCGAAUGUCGUCCAGAAAUACCUUGAUAAGUGCGGGAGACAAUGGGUUUCAAUGGAUAGUAUAUUCGCUUUCAGUGUUGGGGUCUAG